Messenger RNA from Durio zibethinus, 3144 nucleotides. RefSeq lists its product as uncharacterized. Lineage: Eukaryota; Viridiplantae; Streptophyta; Magnoliopsida; Malvales; Malvaceae. Gene Ontology annotation, molecular function: ATP binding; protein kinase activity; receptor serine/threonine kinase binding. The record is from RefSeq and is a predicted model, not a curated record. Gene Ontology annotation, biological process: protein phosphorylation.
CCUCUUGCUCCUUUAUUACACCAUAACCAAAGAUGCCUUGCUUCUAGGAGGAACAAACUGAUCACAAGAGAAGCAAAAAUGAUGAAAUCUCAGUUGCUGUUCUUGUACUGUUGCAUUGGUCUCUCCUUUGUUUUUGCUGGGGGAGCUGAAACAAUACCUGUGCCAAAUGAUGAAGCAUCAACCUUACUUUUGAUGAAAGGUAGUUUUAUCGAUCCGUUGAAAAUGCUCAAAGAUUGGAAAAUGUCAAGAAAUGAGGCUGAAACCAGAUCACUUCAUUGUAACUGGACUGGAGUUCGGUGCAAUUCCAGAGGCUUUAUAGAGAAACUUGAUCUUUCCAAUAUGAAUCUCAGUGGCAUUGUAUCAGACCACAUUCAAGGUUUGCGCAGCCUCUCUUUCCUCAAUCUUUGCAACAACGGAUUCGAUACAUCAUUGCCAAAAUCGUUUGCCAAUCUCACUUCAUUGAAGAGCAUCGAUGUAAGUCAAAACAACUUCAUUGGCAACUUCCCAACAGGUCUAGGAAUGGCCUCAGGGUUGACUUAUGUCAAUGCAUCAAGCAACAAUUUCUCAGGCUUUCUUCCCGAGGAUCUUGGCAAUGCAACUUCACUUGAGAGCUUAGAUUUCAGAGGGAGUUUCUUCGAGGGUACGAUUCCUACUUCUUUAAAAAAUUUGCAGAAACUGAAGUUUCUUGGCCUUUCAGGCAACAAUCUGACUGGAAAGCUUCCAAGAGAGCUGGGACAACUUUCUUCUUUAGAAACUUUCAUUCUUGGUUACAAUGACUUUGAAGGAGAAAUACCAGAAGAAUUUGGCAAUCUCACCAAACUUCAGUACCUUGAUUUGGCAGUUGGCACUCUCAGUGGUCAGAUUCCACCUGCAUUGGGUAGGCUAAAACAACUGACUACGGUUUAUUUGUACAAAAAUAAUUUCACAGGAAGAAUUCCAUCAGAGCUUGGCAACAUUACUUCACUAGUGUUCUUGGACAUUUCCGACAACCAAAUUUCAAGAGAGAUACCAACAGAGCUAGCAGAGUUGAAGAAUUUGCAGCUGUUGAAUUUGAUGUGCAAUCAGUUGAAUGGUUCAGUUCCCAUUAAGCUCGGAGAAUUGACCAAACUAGAGGUACUUGAGCUAUGGGAAAAUUCUUUGACAGGUCCUUUGCCAAUGAAUCUUGGACGAAACUCCCCCUUAAAGUGGUUAGAUGUGUCAUCAAAUUCAUUAUCAGGUGAGAUUCCAUCAGGUUUAUGUGAUUCAGUAAAUCUCACUAAACUUAUCCUCUUCAACAACUCCUUUUCCGGUCCAAUACCAGUAGGUCUCUCAACAUGUAAGUCACUUGUUCGAGUUCGAGUGCAAAACAAUCUAAUUUCUGGGACUAUUCCUAUUGGUUUCGGAAGUCUCCCUAUACUUCAACGUCUGGAAUUGGCAAAAAACAAUCUCACAGGCCAAAUUCCAGAAGAUAUAGCUUUGUCAACAUCUCUUUCUUUCAUUGAUGUUUCUUGGAACCACCUCGAAUCAACCCUCCCUUCCAGCAUCAUUUCCCUUCCUAAUCUCCAAACAUUCAUUGUCUCCCACAACAACUUGACAGGGAAAAUUCCUGAUCAGUUUCAAGACUGCCCAUCAUUAUCCGUGCUAGAUCUCUCAAGCAACCAUUUCUUUGGAGAAAUUCCGGGGAGUAUAGCUUCUUGUGAGAAGCUGGUAAAUCUAAACCUUAGAAACAACCAGUUCACUGGAGAAAUUCCAAAAGCACUGGCAACAAUGCCCACAUUAGCCAUGCUUGACUUGUCUAAUAAUUCUAUAGUCGGCUUGAUACCAGAGAAUUUUGGCACCUCACCAGCCAUGGAAAUGCUUAAUCUGUCAUACAAUAAGCUUGAAGGUCCUGUCCCCUCUAAUGGUUUGUUGAUGACCAUAAAUCCUAAUGACCUCGCUGGCAAUGCUGGUCUUUGUGGUGGCAUACUCCCACCAUGCUCUCAGAGUCCAAUAAAAGCACCAGGGCGGCCAAGGAACAUGCACAUCAAACAUGUUGCUGCUGGAUUUAUCAUUGGAACAUUGGUACUAUUAUCUGUUGGCAUAACAUUUUGUGCUGGAAGAUGGCUAUAUCAAAAAUGGUACUUAUGUAACAGCUUCUGCAGUGACAUGUUCCAAAAGAGUAACAAAGAAUGGCCUUGGAGACUAGUUGCAUUUCAAAGGGUUAGUUUUACAAGUAGUGAUAUACUAGCCUGCAUAAAGGAAGCAAACAUCAUUGGCAUGGGAGGAACCGGUAUAGUUUACAAGGCUGAAGUUCAUCGUCCACGAGCAGUUGCGGCAGUAAAGAAGCUGUGGAGAACAGAAACUGACAUUGAAAGCGGUGAUGAUAUAUUUGGAGAAGUGAGUCUCCUGGGAAGACUUCGGCACAGAAACAUUGUAAGGUUAUUGGGUUAUGUUCACAAUGAAACUGAUGUAUUGAUGGUUUAUGAAUAUAUGCCGAAUGGGAAUCUUGGGACAGCUCUGCACGGUAAACAAGCAGGGAAGCUGUUGGUUGACUGGGUUUCAAGGUAUAACAUAGCAAUUGGUGUUGCACAAGGGCUGAAUUAUCUCCACCAUGACUGUCAUCCCCCAAUCAUCCACCGGGAUAUUAAGUCUAACAACAUUCUGCUUGAUGCAAAUCUUGAGGCAAGAAUUGCAGAUUUUGGGCUGGCAAGGAUGAUGAUUCAUAAAAAUGAAACCGUUUCAAUGGUGGCUGGAUCAUAUGGAUAUAUUGCCCCUGAAUAUGGGUAUACUCUGAAGGUCAAUGAGAAGACUGACAUCUAUAGCUUCGGUGUAGUUCUUUUAGAGCUUCUAUCUGGGAAAAUACCAUUAGAUCCUUCUUUCGGAGAAUCAAUCGAUAUAGUUGAAUGGACUCGAAUGAAGGUUAAGAAAAGCAGAGGGUUAGAAGAAGUACUAGAUCCGAGCAUAGCUGGUCAGUGCAAGCAUGUCCAAGAAGAGAUGCAACUGGUCCUCAGGAUUGCACUUCUUUGUACUGCAAAGCUUCCCAAGGAUAGACCAUCCAUGAGAGACAUCAUUACAAUGCUUGGAGAAGCAAAGCCACGAAGGAAAAGUGUCUGUCAAAAUGGAGGUCACAAUUCUAGCAAAGAGCGUCCUGUCUUUAGCACCUCACCUGUUAUAGGUCUUCUGUAG